UCUGAGCUGCUGGAGGGGCAGAACUUCAACAGAGCUCAGAUCUGCCAGUCUGCCCAGUUGUGGAUGCCAACAGGACUAAACACAACAUGUUUUCACCGGUUGGACAUGCAUCUUAGAGCGGAUCCUAUUCUGUACAGACUGACCAAGGUUUAUAUUUUGGAAGGGGCUGAAAAGUUUUCUUCUAUGUCUAAUUAAAGGGAGUUUUUGUUCUAAAGCAAAAUGUUCACAACCUACAUAAAGAAUCUGAAUGAUAUGGUAUUUUCUACGUCCGAGAGCCCUGAGGAGCAGCAGAGCACCGGGGUCUUGGGUCGUAUCGGGAGCUGGCUUUCUCCAUGGAGGGGAAAGACGCCAAAGAGUCCCACUGAAAAUGCCUCCCCAACUAGUGAUCAGGCUCCAAAGUUAGAGGGAGAAGAGGAGAGAGAGGAGUCUGUGAGACUCCGGGCGAGGAGUCAAGAGUGGGAGGAGAAGGAGAAGGAACAGAGCUCCAAUCCCAAUCCGCUCCGUCUCUACAGAGACAUUUUCCCCCGAGAAGAGAGGGACGCCACGCAGUCUGCCCACAGAGGCGGCUCCGUUGCGAGCAGCACGGAGGCAGCACAGGGAGGUCCAAAAGAGGAGGAGUUUCUUGAGUACAGGAAGAAGAGAACUGGGCAGGGCGAGGAGAGGGAGGAGAGCAGCAACGGUACUUCAGCGAGCGGGAAUCUUGAGACGAAUGCCAGUCGUCUGACACAUCUCUCUUCUUCAUCUGAGCAGGGAGUGGCGUGGGACUCGGACCGGGCCCACACCCAGAACCAGGCCAAGAGACGAGCCCAGGCCCAUAUAGGCAGGAAGCUACAUGUGUACCUGGAGGAGACCAGCGUGACUCACAGCGGCCAAGACACCUGUGCUGGACAGAAAGUGGUCCAAGUCACAAAAAAGGACCUAGAGGUCAUCCCCAAAGCAAAGUCGUCACCCAGUUUUGAUUUGAGCUCAAGUUCAACAAGUGCAGAGAACAAAAGGACAAAUGUCAGGCCCGUUGCUGGGUCACAGAGUUAUUACAGCGCCCUAGUGGGAGUGUCGCUGAAAUCACAUAAAGACUCGCAGACAGAACCUGAAGAAGAAACAGAGGCCGACAGCAUGGGGCGUAAAAACUCAGCCAAAAAGAGAAUCAGGAAGAACUCUCAGGGAGAAGAAGUGAACAUCCCCCAGGAGAAAAUGCCUCCCAACGACCAACCCGUCCCUGAGGGAAUCCCUCCAUCAGAUAACCCAGUGACCAGUCAUCAGGGCAAAAGUCCAAAGACUCACAUGGGAGAGUCGUCUGUCAACUCCUCCUCCUCCUCCUCCAAGCACAACCCCACCUCUCAGGCCUCACCUGAAGGAGGGGAGUGGAAGACUUCCUGCCCCGACACAGACAAGCAGUUGGACACAUUCCAAGACUCAAAGACGGUCGUCGCAGCCACAUGUGUGAUUGAUGGGGGCGCAGACAUGGAGGACGACGACAGUCUUUACAAAGUGGAGAGGAAGACAGAGACGCCGGAGUCCAAACGCAGGAGUAUUAAGGUUUCUCGAAGUGAGGUGAAGCUGUUUACAAAAAAUGUGCCUUUGAAUCCGAAGCAAAGUCCAGCGGGAGACACCCAGGAAUUUAAGGCAGCGUUAAAGAAUAACAGAGAUGAAGCAAAGGACAGGCCCAGAACAGAGAUUGAUGCAAGACUACACGAGCUGAAGAAGAUCGAUGAGGAGCCUAAACCAGCUGUUGGCCGCAUUGCUGAUAAAAUCAGCCUCUUUGAUCGACCGGCAUCGGGGGUCAACAAGCUGGCCUUCCAGACCCCGAGGAGCGCCGACGUCUCUCCAGUCAGGAAUGCCACAGAAAGGCUUAAGGCUGAUUUUCUGUUGUCAGAAAAGAGGUCAAGAUCAGCCGAGCGUUACGACACGCCCAGGACCAGCUCCAAGUCGCCCACCAGGGAGAAGCCAAUGACGAUCAAGGAGCGAGCGAGGAACUUCACGGAAGCGUCUAAAACAGAUGACAGGCCGGCGCUGCCUCCAAAACCAGCCACGACAGGAAUGUCUCAAAAAGCCUCCUCGUCUGUUACAGCCGCUACAUCUAAGUCACCAGAACUGGACAGUCAGGGUAAACUGGAUGCUACAGAGCAAAUACAGAAAGGGAAAACAGAGAUAACAUCAAAACCGGACGGACGAGAUACCACCGCCGUAGCGGUAAAGAUUCCCAUUCCUAAAGAACCACCAACAGACUCCAAAACAAACGACACACCGGCCUCUAAAACAGCAGAUCAGGGUGUGAAACCCAGCAGUGUUAAAGCAGAUGUUCCAGCUAAAACGCCAGGUGAUUCUGCAGAACUGACCAAUAGCAUUAGCCCUAAAGUCCCUGUCCCUGUCAGGACAGGCUCCCGCUCUAAAAGAAGAAAAAGUAGGGAGCCAACCAGUCCCAUCAGCCCUAAUAUUGAAAACAAACCAGUAUUCUCCACGAGUAAGCUCACUGCUAUAAAACAGCAACAGGUGGAUGAUAUUAAGGAGGCUGCUUCUGCCUCCAAGCAACCCACAGAGAAAGUCUCAUUACCAUCUGAUAAAGCCCAAGGAAAUCCACCAGAUACCAAACAGAAAGCAUUUAAGAAGGAGUUGGAGGGUUUAGACAAACAGAAGAAACAAGCAGACUCUUCAUUUAAAAAGGAGGUUAUUGACAAACCGCUAAACAGACAGGAGGGAUUGCCUGAACCGUCCGUCAACAAAGAUGAACCCGAUACUGCUGCUCGUAGCAGAGGAACAAAGACGCCCAUUGACAAGGAUUCCGUUAUUUUACCCCAAAAGGAGGAGAAGGCAGGGGGUCGCAGCCUCUUAUUGUCACAAAGGAGAGAAAAGGCCUCCAAGGACAGCAGCGAAACUCCAGCUUCCCCCGCCUCACCUGCUGUCAAACCACCUAUUGAGAAGACUCGUUCGACGGAGCAAGAGCCACCCGUCGAACAUCCCAAAUUAGAUAAAGAUUUGUCAAUGCAGUCUGAAUCGAAAAGUAAAGUAAAAGCACGGGAGCCGAAUAAAACAGACACACCGCAACCCUCAAACAAGGACCUAGAGCGAAUACAUCAGACUGAGAAGAAAGAUGUGGGGAAGUUAGAAAAGGCGGAGGGCGUGAAAACAAAUCAGACCGAGAAGAAAAACAAACCGCAGCAGCUCCUGCGCGCUGAUAAAAAUACCACAAAGGCCGAGGUUUCAGACAGCAGGCAGGGUAUCUCGGGGACAGAGGGGAGCGCUGCGAGGGAUGAUGAGAGAAAAGAUGAGACGCAGCCGGUUAAAGUCAUCACAAAACCAGAACCAGCCUCUAAGUCUUCAGAGAGGACCGCUACGUCAUCAGCUGCUCCAAAACAACGUGUCAGACAUCCAGAAAAGGCUGCUGUUUGUGCCAACACCCAGACUAAUGAGGCCAAGAGCGUGACCAUGAGUGAGAAAGGGCCGAGAGCCGUGCCCUCUGAGUUACAAACGAGGUCCUCAGAAAGCCCUGGUUCAGAGAGAGAGCCAAAACCACAGCCUCGUUCUGUAUCUGUGGAAAAAACAGAGAAUUCACCAGAUGACUCAUGUGCACAUGGAGCUAAUGAUGCUCAGUUUUUGCUCAGCUCAAAGUCUAUUACCAAAGCAACUACAGCAGAUGAGAAAGUGGCGGUAAAAGCCGCUGAUGGCACUCCAGCGCUGAUAACGGCGCAGACUGGUAAUAUGUCAGAGACAGAAUCGUCUGUUAAAGAGUCUAUUUCUGUCAGUAAAUCUGCGAGCAGCGAGGGAGAACGGCAGGAUGCUGAGAUUAAAACUGUCAAAUCAGUGCCUUCAGAAGUCUCAGGAGAUCAGAGGAAACAAGCUCCUAGACACUGGGAGGAAUCAAAAAGUGCAGAGAGCGCAAGUGAUAUCACUUCAUUCAAGGGCGCAAAGAAAAUAGCACAGAGCCCCUCUGAUAGCGCAGUUUCUAAUGUGGCGGAGAAGACAGCUGAGAAAACAUUACUUUCACCAAUAAAUGAACUUUCACCUGUUCCUAAUGGUGACAUCUCCCCACAUCCACAACUCCUCACAGUCAAAAACAAACCGAGUCAAACUCCAAAAGCGCCCGCUUCCCCGCAGGAUAAUAAGCCGAGCCCAGACUCAACCCAGCGUUCAACAAUGAAGAAGCUCUAUAAGCCACGGGGACUAAGCAAAGACGAUUCUUCGACGCUGCAGGACGCCCCCUCUAGCUGGCUGGAUUUGGACUUCCCCAAACAGAAGCUCAAACUCCAGGCGCCCAAACUGAGCUCCUUCGGAAGCGAGAGCAAUCUCCUUGACACCCCGGGCGAGCUAGACGACGACGAUUUUGUCGAGAAAAUCAAGAAGCUUUGCGCCCCGUUCUCCCUCCCGCCGCGCAAACACAACCCACUCCGGCCAUCUCAGCCGCCGUUCGCCAUGCCCGCCAUCAGGGAGGCCCGCUUCGAGAAGACGUUUGACCCCGCUGAGUUUAAGUUUGGCUUGAGGAAGGAGAAUAAGUUCACCGUAGACACGACGCCGAGCUUCAUGGCCGCUAUGCUCCAGGAGAAGGACACGAAAUCAGGCCUGAAGCCUGCCAGGGCGAGUCUGGCCGACAGGAGCAUGCUGCUAGGCAUCCUGGACACUCACUCUCGCCUCAGGGACAAAGAUGAGGAGAGCGACAAAGAAGAGAAGGAUGAGCAGAUCAAGGUGAAGUCUCGCUUGGAGGGGAGCUGCGUUCUCAGCAGCCUCACCUCCUCCAUCUUUAGAGUGAAGAGGAAUGGAGUUCAGACGCAGGCCGAGGGCACCAGUUCUGGGGAGGUGUCCCCUACUGAAGCCCACCAGCUGAGCCCUCCACCUUAUUCCCAACAACCCCCACCAAGCCCAACCGCCGCAGCUCUGGGCCCGUUCAGCAGAGAGGAAGCCCAGGCUGUGGUCAGUGACUCAGGCCCUCCACUUCCCUCCUUUAACGACUACAAGCUGCCAGACUAUUUGGAGAAGUACCUCCCCCGAGAACCAGCGAAACCAGAGCACAGCAUACAAGGACACGAGCCAGUCAGAACCAAGGCUAUUGGGAAAAUGACAACUCCUCUGGCCUCUGGAGAUGAAGCCGACAUGGCUGUGAAACCAGGUCCGGUGCUUCCUGAUGCUGUGCCCCCAUCUUCUCCUCGGAGUCCUACAAUCACACACCCUCCCUUCCCUGACCUUAAGCAGCCUCCUGCUCAGCUACAGAGAAGACUCAGUAAUAAGAUAAGAACCGCCAAGGGAUUUCACAAGCGCCCUGGAAAGAUGGUGCUGUUUGAAAAGGCUCAGUUCAGCGGCCAGGCGCAUGAGAUAUACAGGGAUGUAGCAGAUGCUACUUCACUGCAGCUCUCGCCUCUCAUAUCUGUGAAGGUUGUCAGAGGAUGCUGGGUGCUCUACGAGAAGCCUAACUUCCAGGGACGCCCCAUCGCCUUGGAGGAGGGAGGCAUGGAAUUGGCAAACAUGUGGGCAGAGCCCGGGCCGGAGACAGAACCACAGAACAACUCACCGAUGGUAAUCGGCUCCGUUCGACUUGCUGUCGGGGAUUACAGCCUGCCCCAUAUUGAUCUGUUUACUGAACCAGAGGGGCACGGCAGAGUAACACCUUAUCACGAUGACACAAUAGAGACGGGCUCGUUUGGCAUUCCACUGAGCACAGCUUCCAUCCAAGUGCACUCUGGGGUGUGGCUGGUGUUCAGCGACCCGGGCUUCCAAGGCAUGGUAGGCGUGCUGGAGACAGGAGAGUACCCGAUUCCUGAGAGCUGGGGCUUCCCAUCACCCUUCGUUGGAUCUCUUAGACCACUUAAAAUGGGAGGUUUCAAAGUGGAGAAUCCCAAUGAAGUCAAGGCUGUGGUGUAUGAGAAGCCUGGCCUUGAGGGCUCCUGUUUGGAAAUCGACGGUGAUGUUUUCAGCUUUUGUGAAAGUGAAGGAGACCUUGCUACGGAUGGAGCGAACUUUGAUUCAACGAAACUGAAGUCUGUGGGUUCUCUAAAGAUCAUCGGAGGACUCUGGGUGGGCUACAGCGAGCCUGGGUUUGAGGGCCAGCAGCACAUCCUGGAGGAAGGAGAGUACCCGGACUGCAGCGACUGGGGAGGCUCAGACCAGCUCCUGUCACUGCGACCGAUACAGGGUGACUUCAUGUCUCCACACCUCAAAAUGUUCAGCGACAUACAUUUCGGCGAGCGGGGAGUCAACAUUGACCUCGCAGUGCCUGUCAUCAACAUGGAUGACACGGGCUACGGCACGAAGACGCAGUCGGUCGAUGUCAUGGGCGGCGUCUGGGUUGUGUUUGAGGAGCCGGGCUUUUGUGGUGAGAGCUACAUCCUGGAGAAAGGCCUGUAUGGAAGCCCGGAGGACUGGGGGGCGCAGCAGCCCAGAGUGGCCUCAGUGAUGCCUGUUGUUCUGGAUGAUUUCGAGAACGCAGCCAAGUUUAAGGUGCAGCUUUUCUCUGAUCCAGGGUUUGAAGGCUCCGUCGUCCCUCUUGAGGACAGCGUGGCCUCCCUGCAGGACGGCGUCUCUGUGGCCUCGUGCAAGGUUCUGGCUGGAAGCUGGCUGGUAUUUGAGGGCCGGGACUUCACUGGCAGGAUGUACGUAUUAGAAGUGGGGAGCUACCCAGACCUGAGAGCGAUGGGCUGCGUCAACGCCAGCUCCUCCAUCCUGUCGCUACAGACUGCUGGCUUUGAGUUCUCACUGCCGUCCAUCACUCUGUUUGAGCGGAGCGGUCUGUGGGGGAAGAGGGUGGUCCUGACAGACGGAUCGGUCAACCUUCAGCUGGCUGGAGGCUGCAGCAGAGUCCAGUCUGUGCUGGUAGAGGGAGGCAUGUGGGUAUUAUACGAGGGAAUCAACUAUCGGGGUCCUCAGAUUUUGCUGAAACCUGGCGAGGUGCCUGACUGGCGCAAGUUCAGCAGCUGGCAGAAAAUUGGAUCUCUUCGCCCUCUUAUACAGAAGCGAGUGCACUUCCGUGUAAGGAACAGACAGACGGGGCUCAUGAUGUCAGUGACCGGCGAUUUGGAUGAUGUCAAAUUGCUGCGGAUCCAAGAGACGGAGGAGGCGGAUGGAUUCGAGCAGAUCUGGUUCUACCAGAACGGACAUCUUCACUGCAAGCUGCUGGAGGAGUUGUGCCUGAGUCCCAGCGGCAGCGUGGUGAUGGCAGGAAGCCGCGUGGGUCUCACCCCACUGCCAGACAACCAGGUCCACGUCUGGAGCAUCACGCCUGAGGGCUUCAUCCGCUACACCCCCACCGCUGAUCUGGUCCUGGACGUCAAAGGGGGUCUUCACUACGACAAAAACCAGUUGAUUCUUAAAACGCUUGAUCCAAAUAGACUACAACAAAGGUGGGAUGUGGAGAUUAUAUGAGAACAUAUGAGCUGCUGGACUGGAUCCCUACUAUUAUUAUCAUCAUCAUCAGAGGAACGGCUCUACCAGAGGCUCUGCUAUGCAGCUGCAAGACAAGUACGUCAUUGGAGAUGCUCAACCUCUGCUGCUGCAGGACGACUACACAAAGAGGAAGUCGACAUGAAUCAAUCCGUAAGAAUGUAUUACUACCCAGAGCAUAGUCUGAACUUUAAAUACAUCAUAUUUUACACUUACUUACUAAUAUAUCCGAAGGUUAUUUUUUUUGUCUUUUCAUUGAAUAAAUCUGUUGGCCUCAAGUUAAUUAACUUAAAACAGUGUUAACACUUUUCUAUAUUUUUAUGCAAUAUAUAUAUAGCUUUAUUUUCCUGCUGCAUACAACAUGAAAAAACAAAAAAUACAGUUCCUCUUGUCUAUUUUUUCUGUUUAAUCAAAAUUACAUAGCACAAAACUCUUUUGUUUUCAGAAUAAUAAAAGUAUUUUUGUCAAUAAAUGUCUUUAAUACACUGUACAGCA
Messenger RNA from Sebastes umbrosus (honeycomb rockfish), 7857 nucleotides. Its product is annotated as beta/gamma crystallin domain-containing protein 1-like. The record is from RefSeq and is a predicted model, not a curated record. Lineage: Eukaryota; Metazoa; Chordata; Actinopteri; Perciformes; Sebastidae.